GGGGCUGUGGGUAGGGAGCUGCUACUCCUGCCACAGCCAGCCGUGAGCCAGGAGUGGGGUGACGGCCCCUGGACGCCACUCUCCCCAAGUACUGGAAGAGGCUAAUACCAGGUCCAGAAAUGCCCUUGGUGUGUUUGACAGACUUUGAGGCCCAUGCACGGGAGCAGCUGUCUAAGUCAACCUGGGAUUUUAUUGAAGGCGGAGCUGAUGACUGCCUCACGCGGGAUGACAACAUCGCAGCAUUUAAAAAAAUCCGCCUCCGUCCCCGGUACCUGAAAGAUGUGUCAAAGGUGGACAUGCGGACCACAAUCCAAGGGGAGGAGAUCAGCACCCCCAUUUGCAUCGCACCCACGGGUUUCCACUGCCUUGCCUGGCCUGAUGGAGAAAUGAGCACAGCCAGAGCUGCGCAAGCAGCCGGUAUCUGCUACAUCACCAGCACAUAUGCCAGCUGUAGCCUUGAAGACAUUGUUGCCACUGCCCCCGGGGGCCUGCGAUGGUUCCAACUGUAUGUGCACCCAAACAGGCAACUAAACAAACAGCUGAUCCAAAAGGUAGAAUCCCUGGGUUUCAAAGCUCUGGUAAUCACUGUGGAUGCACCCAAAAUUGGCAACAGACGACACAACAUUACAAACCAAGUGAACUUGAUGAAGAACUUACUGCUAAAAGAUCUCGGAUCACCUGAGAAGGGAAAUUUAAUGCCUUAUCUCCAGAUGUCCCCCAUUGACUCAUCCAUCUGCUGGGAUGAUCUCUCCUGGUUUCAGAGCAUUACUCGAUUGCCCAUCAUCCUUAAGGGGAUCUUGACAAAAGAGGAUGCAGAGUUAGCUGUGAAGCACAAUGUCCAUGGCAUCAUUGUUUCCAACCAUGGUGGGAGGCAGCUUGAUGAGGUUCCUGCUUCUAUCGAUGCCUUGACGGAAGUGGUAGCUGCUGUGAAAGGGAAGAUCGAAGUGUACCUGGAUGGUGGCAUCCGAACCGGCAAUGAUGUGCUGAAAGCUCUGGCCCUCGGGGCUAAAUGCGUUUUUCUGGGGAGACCCAUCCUAUGGGGUCUUGCCUACAAGGGUGAACAUGGUGUUGAGGAAGUUUUGAACAUUUUAAAAAAUGAAUUCCACACUUCCAUGACCCUGACAGGCUGCCGGUCGGUUGCCGAGAUCAGUCGGGACCUGAUCCAGUUCUCCAGGUUGUAGAGAAAGAGAGUGAAGGGACUGACUGCUGAGUUCGCCCACAGGAAGAAGCCAAAAUCGUAAUAGGGUGUGUGAUGCCAUCCUGCCUAGGUCCCAUCCUGUCCUCAGGCUCACCCCCUGCACCCUCAGCCACUCCACCCCAAAUCCCUCAUAUUCCUCAAAUGUGCCGAUGCUCUUCUUUGCCUCACUGCCUUGUAUAUGCGGUUCUCUUGCCUAAAAUCCUCCUCUGAAAGAAGACAUCUUAAAAGGGCAGAUCAAUAAUGACUGAAGUAGCUAGUGGAUUAAAAUUUUUGAAUAUACUACGUUUCUAUGAAGCAGCUAUGGAAAUAUGCACUCUAGACAGAAGAGCUAUACGUAUAAAAUAUUCCCCAACAAAAAUUAUACUCCUAUCUGUAGAUAAUAGGGAAAUAAUAUAGUUAAAAACAUAGGCUUUGUAAAAAAUAAAAAAUAAAAAAAAAAAAAAAUAAAAAAAAAUAAAUAAAAAAAAAAAAACAUAGGCUUUGGAGUCAUACAGACAUAAGAUUGACAGGACUGUGACUUGGGAAAGUUUUUUGAUCUCUCUGUUCUUACAUGUCCUUGUCUAUAAAAUGGGGAUUAUACUACCUAGCUCUCUAGGAUGGGAGAAAGAUUGAGAUAAUGUAUGUAAAGUUCUGAGUUCUAGUGUGUUUAAGAAAUAGUAGCUUUGGGAUUUCCCUGGUGGCACAGUGGUUAAGAAUCCGCCUGCCAACGCAGGGGACACGGGUUCGAUCCCUGGUCCUGAAAGAUCCCACAUGCCACAGAGCAACUAAGCCCGGGUGCCACAACUACUGAGCCUGCGCUCUAGAGCCCGCGAGCCACAACUACUGAGCCCACGUGCCGCAACUACUGAAGCCCGCAAGCCUAGAGCCCAUGCUCCGCAGCAAGGGAAGCCACCACAAUGAGAAGCCUGCGCACGGCAAGGAAGAGUAGCCCAAAGAAGAGUAGCCCCCGCUCGCCGCAACUAGAGAAAGCCCACAUGCAGCAACAAAGACCCAGCGCAGCCAAUAAAUAAAUAAAUAAAUGUUCCUUUGGAAAAAAAAAAAGAAAUAGUAGUUUUUAUUAUUAUUAGUUGGCAAAUUCCUAUUCAUCUUUCAAGACCUUGUUCAAAUGUCACCUAUUCUUACCUGGCUACUUGUUAAGUGUUUCCUAUUGUGUUUUGCACAUUAUACUAUUACAAUCCUUAUUAUAA
Messenger RNA from Balaenoptera ricei (Rice's whale), 2385 nucleotides. It is a transcript of the gene HAO2, whose product is annotated as hydroxyacid oxidase 2. The record is from RefSeq and is a predicted model, not a curated record. Bases 120 to 1181 code for a protein of 353 amino acids. NCBI's taxonomy places the organism in Eukaryota, Metazoa, Chordata, Mammalia, Artiodactyla, Balaenopteridae. The transcript has 8 exons. Gene Ontology annotation, molecular function: oxidoreductase activity; FMN binding.